AUAGAAUAAAAAUAAAAGUCUGCGUUGGUAGCCCGAACAAACGAGAAAUCGAGAGGCUAGGGUUUGUGAUUCCAACAACAAAGGAGCAAAAGAUGAUCGAGGUGGUGCUCAACGAUCGUCUGGGGAAGAAAGUAAGGGUUAAGUGCAACGAAGAUGACACGAUCGGCGAUCUGAAGAAGCUCGUGGCGGCGCAGACCGGAACGCGAGCGGAGAAGAUUCGAAUUCAGAAGUGGUACAACAUCUACAAGGAUCAUAUCACUCUCAAGGACUACGAGAUCCACGACGGCAUGGGCCUCGAGCUCUACUACAAUUAGGCGAACCGGAGGUGCAGUGAGCUGAAGGAAUGUUGUUGAUUUGCACACCUCCAUAAAUAAAAUAAAAAAUAAAAACAAAAAGUACGUCUGUAAAAUUGGCUAAUUGGUUCCUGAUUAUGUAUGCUUUGGUAAACUAAAAUCAAAUGUGUGGUAAUAAGCUACUCUUUCAACUUUUGUCUUUGGUACUUUUAAGAA
Molecule: messenger RNA, 509 nt
Organism: Brassica oleracea var. oleracea
Lineage: Eukaryota; Viridiplantae; Streptophyta; Magnoliopsida; Brassicales; Brassicaceae
Product: ubiquitin-like protein 5
Exons: 2
Coding region: 93-314 (73 amino acids)
Biological process (GO): protein modification process; mRNA splicing, via spliceosome
Cellular component (GO): nucleus; cytoplasm
Molecular function (GO): protein tag activity; protein binding
Source: RefSeq, a predicted model, not a curated record